Messenger RNA from Prorocentrum cordatum, 198 nucleotides. The record is from the annotation of a GenBank genome assembly. Lineage: Eukaryota; Dinophyceae; Prorocentrales; Prorocentraceae.
GCGCCGAUAGCCGAGUUCGCAGCCAGAUUCAGGAGCUCGAGAACUGGAGAGCCCAACAACGGGGCACCAGCACUAUCGAUGCUCUCCCUGCGAGCUCGCCGGCCGCGGCCUCGAUCGAACAGAUGGACGAGACUGGCCUCGGCGCCCUGGAGGGCCACUGCGAGGCGCUGGACAUCUGGUUCGAAGAGUCCGGCAGAA